AUGGGUGAUACGAAUGGACAAGUGGUAGCUGGUGGCAAUGGCGAAGGAAAUCGAUUGAAUCAACUGAAUUAUCCAACCGAUGUGUUGAUUGACAAAGAGACGGAUAGUCUCAUUAUUUGUGAUCCAGGGAAUCAACGAGUCGUACGAUGGUCUCGUCGUAGUGGCACAACUCAAGGAGAAAUCCUCGUUGACAACAUCUCGUGUUGGGGAUUGGCCAUGGAUGAUCAGAGAUAUCUUUACAUCUCUGACAUCGGCAAACAAGAAGUAAGACGAUAUCAAAUAGGAGAUAAGAAUGGAACUCUUGUAGCUGGUGGCAAUGACAAAGGUAUUGGUCUCAAUCAACUCGACGUUCCGACCUACAUCUUUGUCGAUCAACAACAGACUGUCUACGUGUCAGACAACUACAAUCAUCGUGUAAUGAAAUGGAAUAAAGGUGCAAAAGAAGGGAUUGUCGUCGCUGGAGGUCAAGGCCAAGGGAAUGCUCUGACACAAUUGUCGUAUCCUAACGGACUGUUCGUCGACACAUUGGGUACCAUCUAUGUGGCAGACUCGUUCAAUCAUCGAGUAAUGCGUUGGCCUAAAGGAGCGAAACAGGGUACUGUCAUUGUGGGUGGAAAUGGUGAAGGAAAAGGAGCAAAUCAGUUCAGCUAUCCCUGGGGUUUGUCCUUCGAUCGACAUGGCAAUCUCUAUGUCGUCGAUUGGAACAAUCAUCGUGUUCAACGCUUUUCAAUCGAAUAGACUCGUCGCGAUAGAUUUUUUUUUGCGUUCCUUUCGUUUCAAAUAAAUCGUAUUGAAUUGAUGGAAUGAAUGUCUAUUCUAUUCGCGCGCGCGCGACCAGGAACCAUCCUGGCGGAGCCAUGGCGAGCGUAACGCUCAUGCACGCACAGGACAGACUCGUAUCAUUCAUACCCUCCCCGUGAGAGAUAUGUCAAUGAGUCUGAAUAAGCCUGGUCGUGUGCCACGGACACCAAGAUAGUUCCUGGCCAGUGUUUAACGUCUAACCUGAGAAGACGAUCUAACUAACACUCAUAACUCUAUCUCACUCUCUCUCUCUAACUAUAAAGAAAAAAAAGAAAUGUAUACUUACAAUUCUAAUAAUUGAUAUUGAAUGUAAGACGAUGACUAUCUAGAAGAAAAAGAAAAAAAAAUUAUUUAGAUUUGUUUAAAUUUAAAAUAAGACUUACUUUCUAUUAUAUCUACUGAAAAGAGAAAAGAAAAAAAACACAUAUUUUCAGAAAAAUUAACAGGUUGCAUAUCGCUAACCCAUUAAUCUUAAUGAUAUAUAUAAUUUAAAAUAAGAAAAAAAAAUUAAAAUAAUACCCACAUAUUUAUAUUGUAUUGCU
Molecule: messenger RNA, 1343 nt
Organism: Rotaria sordida
Lineage: Eukaryota; Metazoa; Rotifera; Eurotatoria; Philodinida; Philodinidae
Source: the annotation of a GenBank genome assembly